Molecule: messenger RNA, 2724 nt
Organism: Spodoptera frugiperda (fall armyworm)
Lineage: Eukaryota; Metazoa; Arthropoda; Insecta; Lepidoptera; Noctuidae
Exons: 5
Coding region: 523-2724 (733 amino acids)
Source: RefSeq, a predicted model, not a curated record
GUUGAUAUGUGUAGCAUUAGUAUUAUUGCGACACCUUGACGUUAUGGAAUUUUCCUGAAAUUAAAUAAACGUAUCAUCGGUAAAUGAUUGUUACUACUAAAUAUGUUGCAUUACAAGUUUAAUUUUGAAAUUGAAAACAUUAAACAGCUACAUACGCAUCAGAAUUUGGAGUUGUAUAAAGACGAUGGGACUCGGAUUAAUUCUUAAGGAAAAUUAGAAGUACAUCAUUUUUAUCAGAUAAGUUCUAACAGUGCGGAAGAUUAAACAAUUCUCAGAGCAUGGGUGCAUACAAUACGUCCAAACGAUACAAAACAACAAACGAGGAACAGGAGCUACAACUGAUCAAGAUUUUUAUUUACAAUGGUUCUCUCUAACGCAUUUUCGAAGCUGUAAAUAUGAAUGAAAGGUACAUAACUAUGCACAACAUAUUAUAAUACAUGAUUUAAUAACGACUGUUACGUCUAAACUCUGAAAUAACUAUUAAUCCUUGUCUAUCAAUACUGAUUGGUGUAUUCAAUAACAAUGCCUUACUGCACAGUUUGUCAUGUAUCUGUAGAUAAUCGUCAGUGGUCUGGUCAUUUACGUAGUAAUGCACAUAAAAACAAUAGCAUAGCUCCUUUUAACAGUAAUGUAAAAAUAAUCAAGUCCUCGUUCAAAGGACGUAUUGUAAGUUAUAGGAUUAUUGCAACCGAGGAGUUAGUCCAUAAAUUACCAGAGAGUUUUUUAAAUAAAAUUCGAGAUCAAGUCAAGGAUCUGAUCGACCAGUCAUUAAAAAGACACACAUCUGUUAAAGUUAAUUUUGAAUUAUUUUUGAUAUUUCUUUUGUUUAAAAACGAUCACCAAGAAACUAAAUCAUUUGCUACAAAAAACUUUAUUAUUAAUUUUAAUUACGAUUUUGACACAAUUUUCAAAUUAGUUAUUUCAUUACUUCUCAAAAGAAUAGAAGAAUUUCAGGAAAGAGAUAGCGGAUGGACAUUUUUGAAUAACUCUUAUUUUGAAGUAAAUAUUAACAAAUAUCAGCCUCUCAGUGGAUCUAAAUUUAUUCCUUUACCAAGUUUUAUAAAAAAUAAAAAAGCUUGCUUGAAUAUUAAGAACAACGACAAGUACUGCUUUCUAUGGUGCGUGGUGGCAGGCUUGUAUCCUGCAACCCGACAUGCCGACAGAGUUUCAUCAUAUCCUCGUUUUCAGGAUGUUUUAAAUGUUAAUGAUUUGUCAUUUCCCAUCACGUUCACAGAUAUAGCUAAUUUUGAAAAAAAUAAUCGUAAUAUUAAUAUUUAUGUAUAUGGUUUGAAAAAUAAUAAAACCGUUGUAGGUCCAUUAUAUAAAACAAUUAAUAAAAAAUGUAGGAGCAUCCACUUAUUGUAUCUAGAAAAUGAUAGUAAUUCCCAUUACUGUCUUAUUAAGAAUUUACCCCGUUUAGUUCGAAGUCAAAUUUCUAAACAUCAUGGUAAAUUAUAUUAUUGUGAAUCUUGUUUAUUGUUUUUUCCUACUCUUAGUCAACUUGAAACACAUCUGUGUGGAGGGGUCGUUACUAUUUUGCCAGAUAGGGGAUCAGUACUAAAGUUUAAAAAUUUUCAAAGGAAACAAGACAUUCCAUUUGUAGUUUAUGCUGAUUUUGAAACACUCUUAAUACCGAUUUCCAGCGAUGAAUAUGAUACAGUUAACACAACAUAUACCCAGCGACACGCGCCGGCCGCUUUUGCUUAUAACAUAGUAUCUUCUUUUAAUGAUAAUGAUAACAAACGGUAUAGAAGUUAUCGCGGUAAGGAUUGUGUUGCAAAAUUUAUAGAGUUUCUUACUCAGGAUGUAAUUGAAAUAUAUAAAAUACUAACUAAAAACAACCCUAUGAUAUUUACUGAUAAAGAUGUUGAGGAUUUUAGAAAUGCAAUUAAGUGUCACAUAUGUGAAAACUUGCUGUGGUCUGACAGAGUUAGAGAUCACUGUCACAUCACUGGUAAGUACCGUGGCGCAGCUCAUCGACAUUGUAACCUACAGCAUAAAGUACCAAAAUUCAUACCAAUAUUUUUUCAUAACUUGUCAGGAUAUGAUUGCCAUUUAUUUGUGAAAAAAUUAGGUGAAAUACCUGGCACCAGUUUAGACAAACUAGCUAAAACAAUGCAGAUAGAAGAUUUUGUUAAUCUUAGAUCUCAUUUUUCUGAUAAUAAACAUUUUAGUUUGCUAACUCGAAAAGGUGUUUAUCCAUACGAUUAUAUGACCAAUUGGAAAUGUUACGAGCAACAGGCGCUGCCGCUAAAGUGUUACUUUCAUAAUUCUUUGACAAACGAAGACGUCAGCGAUGACGAUUAUAAUCAUGCUAAGACUAUAGCGGGAUCAGAUGUUAUGUUCAGUCAAUACGCACAGGAUCCGUAUGAAGAAUUUAAUGAGAUGAUCCGAUGCGAACGCGCUCCGUUGCGAACGCGCCUGGGUUGCAGCCAGGCUCCGAAAGAAAAGAAGAAUACGUCUCGACGCAAGGACAAAUCUAAAAACCAUAAUUCGACUCAAUCUUUCGUCAUGAGUAGACAUCAUCGGCGAGGCAGUAAACUAAUAAAAAUUUCAGUGAUCGAGUUGUGCAAUGAUUCUCCGGACAGUGAUAGUGACAGUAAUAGUGAUAACGUUAUUAUCCAAGCGCAAUACGUAGUUAAAGACGCGGUUGACUUUAUUAUGGACGAAACGGAGUCGUUAGUUAAGAAAAUAUCGAAAUCAUUAAUUGAUAGUGACUUUUAA